This is a messenger RNA of Aspergillus lentulus, 1122 nucleotides long. RefSeq lists its product as uncharacterized. Lineage: Eukaryota; Fungi; Ascomycota; Eurotiomycetes; Eurotiales; Aspergillaceae. The record is from RefSeq and is a predicted model, not a curated record.
AUGGAAGGCGUGUCUCGGACUCCUCCUUUUGCAUCAAUCACGGACAGUGAUCAUGGUGCAUACCUUCUUCUCGUCAAUGUCUCCUUGUUGAUUGUGCUGGCCUUCUUCAUCGCGGCCAAAAUAAGCUCGUCGAUCUAUCUCAAGCGGCGGCGAACCACGACCAGCUCUCCAAUUUACGUCGGAACGGUUGUUGCCAUCAUUCAGACAAUCAUACUCCAGUAUGCGGUCAAAUACGGCUUGGGGAAGAAGCAGGACUCCCUGACUGCGGAGUCUUUCGAAAAGUACAGCAAGUACAACUACGCUGCUCAGCUGCUUCAUAUUAUCCCGGUCGCCUUAUCCAAACUAUCGACAACGCUCUUGGUGCAUAUAUUGACCCCGCGAAGAGGUUUGCAAAAGGCAUGUCUUGCCACAAUAGGAGCGAUAGGCGUCUGGGCAGUCUUUGCACUGUGUGCGAUCGCUUUUCAAUGUCCCCUGCCAGAUGUUUGGUUGUAUCGACCGGAUCGAUGCACGACAAAGGGCGCCUUGAUGUACCUCGUCGCGAUCAUGAACAUUCUAACCGACGUGGCCAUCCUCACCCUUCCCUUCUUCAUGAUGCACAAGGUCCAGAUGACUCAAGGGAAAAGAGUAAAGAUUCUCGCCGUCUUACUCACAAUCGGCCAACUGGUGACACUGCCACAGUCCUUGACUUCAUCUGAUACCACAUGGUCCACCGUCGCACCGUCAACUUUUGCCCAAGCAAACAUGUACACGAACCUCAUCGUCGCCUGCCUACCGACCCUCUACCACAUCUUCGCCGGACUACACUCCGGUCUCAUCACGACCCGACUACCAGACAAUGUCGAACUAUCCACACGACGGAAAGGAAGCAGCUACGGCAAGCAGACGCCGCUCAGCGCCGAGAAACGCCGCAGCAUCUAUACAGGGUUUGCGUUUGGGAACGGCGACUCCGUAGUGACCACCAACGUCCGAACAGAUUCCCGGGAUCGCCGAUUGAGCCGAAUCCCCAGUGAUGAUAGCGAGGGCACGAGCGCCAGCACGAAACAGUUGACGAUGGAAUCACGCAGGGACGGGGUGCUCAAGACAGUGGACAUUCACGUCCAUGUGGAGCACGAUUCGGAUUAG